AUGGACAGCGUCGAGGAAGCGCUGCGGUUCAUCGCCAAGCAGUUUGAGAGCGCGGACUUGGCGCGCGUACAGUGGGUCGAAGAGCGCAAGGUCUUCCAGGCGCAGCUGCAGGAGCUCCAAGCACAGAAGAAGAUCCAAGACGACCACACGAAGGAGCUUCUGCUCCAGGUCAAGAUGCUCGAGUUCGCCUUGCAGCAAGAGCGUGGCCGCUACAUGACGGCCUUUUCCAAGGCGGAGAAGGCGCCGGGAAGUCCGAAGAGCCGCACGGUCUUCCGAAAAGAUAGCAGCAACGGCUCCAACAGCGGUAGCUUCUACGGCGCGAGCCCGCCCGUGAAGAGCGACUCGGAGAUCUCGCGUGGCAGCCCGGGCAUGGAGAUCUCGCGCGGCCCGCCCGCGUCGCCCGAGGUGUCGGUCACGCGCGGGAAGGAGGGCGAGACGCUCAUCUCUCGCGCCCGCGUCAAUUCGCGCACCGGCGAGAACCGGUCCGUGCCAUCGUCGCCGUCGAAUCCGCCGAUGACCAAAGGCCCGCCGCCUGUCGAAGUGCUACCGAGCUCGAAAGUCUCGGGCAACUUCCGCGCCUGCAAGAUGAAGCAGAAGCUCUCGGGCCAUCUCGAUGGCAUUCGAUCGAUCACGUUCCACCCGACGGACCCGCUGCUCGUCUCGGCCAGCGAGGACGCGACCGUCAAGAUCUGGAACCUCGCCUCCAAGCACUCGGAGAUCGAGGCCAUGGCGACCUUCCGCGUGCACACCGACAGCGUGCUCUCGGUCGCGUCGAUCAAGCCCGAGCACUCGAUCGGCCUCGGCUACCGCAACGGCCUCAUCGCGUCGGGCGGGAAGGACGGUACGAUCACGCUGCUUGCGUAUCCCGAAGCCGGCAUGGACCGCGACAGCAAGUCCGAGCCCUACUCCGUAGAGUACUAUGGCUACAUGGUGCACCGACUGGAGGCGCACCGCGACGCGAUCUGGAGCCUAAGCGCGCACCCGUACACGAACCUGCUCUUCAGCGCCAGCGCCGACGCCUGCGUGCGAGUCUGGGGCAUCUCGUCCGAGCCGACGCUCAAGUGCACGCUCGGUGCGUCAGUCCGGCAGCACCCCGCGGGCGUCCACGUCCACAGCGGCGACGGGCUCCUCGUGCCGACCUGUGUCGCGGCGGUCCCGACGAACGCAGCGACGCUCAUUGCUGGCUACACGUCCUGCACGAUUGGUCAAUAUGACAUUGGGUCGGAGCGGUUGGUGCAGCUCAUGUGCCCCGCCGACUCGGACGUGCACAUCACGGCCUUCCGGGAAGCUCAAGUCAACCAGGUGGUCGCCCACCCGACGAUGCCCAUCGUCGUGGCCGCGCACCAAGACCGCCGCUUGCGCUUCUACGACCUGCGCGCCGGCAAGUGCGUCGCGUCCGUGGUCGCGCACCAGGACGCCGUGUCGUCGCUCUCGAUGGACGCGUCGGGCUUGUACCUUGCGUCCGGCGGCCACGACGGAUCGCUGCGCUUCUGGAGCGUCGCCGAGCGCACGUGCGUCCACGAGCAGUCGGCGCACCGCCCCAAGUACGGCGAGGCCGUCCAGGACGUGGCCUACCACCCGACGCGCGGCUUCGUAGCGACGGGCGGCGCCGACUCGGUGAUAAAGGUAUUCCAAUGA
Messenger RNA from Saprolegnia diclina VS20, 1638 nucleotides. RefSeq lists its product as hypothetical. The coding region runs from base 1 to 1638 and encodes 545 amino acids. Lineage: Eukaryota; Oomycota; Saprolegniomycetes; Saprolegniales; Saprolegniaceae. Gene Ontology annotation, molecular function: protein binding. The transcript has 7 exons. The record is from RefSeq and is a predicted model, not a curated record.